Molecule: messenger RNA, 1835 nt
Organism: Phoenix dactylifera (date palm)
Lineage: Eukaryota; Viridiplantae; Streptophyta; Magnoliopsida; Arecales; Arecaceae
Source: RefSeq, a predicted model, not a curated record
CGAUAUAUAUGAUGCAGUCGUCGGCAAGAAACAUGGAAAUCAUUCCCUUUGUAUCCUCCUCCAUAUUCAUCUGCAUUCCUUUUGGAUUUUGCAAUCCUUUCCCGUUUGUGUUUUUUUCAAUCACCAAGUCGAAAAAUGACCAACCAAGCGACCAUGAACGGCCUCGGCGAUCCAAAGGUUCAUUUCGUUUUUGUUCCUUUUAUGGCCCAAGGACACAUGCUUCCCAUGAUUGAUCUAGCCCAGAUGCUUGCGAAGCGUGGCGUGCUUGCAACUGUGAUCACGACACCCCUCAACGCCUCCCGAAUCAAGAACACCAUCGACCGUGCAGGGGAGGCCGGCCUGCCGAUCCGUUUCGUCCCACUACGAUUCCCUUGUGCAGAAGCUGGCCUACCCGAAGGCUGCGAGAACGUGGAUGUCGUCCCUUCGGGAGAACUAGCACAGAACUUCUUUGAAGCGACUAGCUUACUAGGACAGCCGCUUGAAGCAUAUCUCCGAGAACAGCAGCCCUAUCCGAGCUGCAUCGUUUCGGAUUUUUGCAACCCAUGGACUCGGGAGGUUGCUUCCAGGCUCGGAGUACCAUUGUUCACAUUCUACGCGAUGUGCUGCUUCUAUCUCCUAAGCGCAUCUAACAUUCUUCGCCAUGGCAUCCACGAUGCCAUCGCUGAUGAGACGGAGCCUUUUGUGGUGCCUGGUCUGGCGCACACGAUCGAGGUAACGAAGGCCCAAGCUCCAAGCCUUUUCCCUGGAACCGAGUGGGAGAAGAUGCGUGAAGGCAUAAGCGCGGCAGACCGAGCGGCCGAUGGCAUAGUGGUGAACAGUUUCAGCGAACUGGAGCAAUGGUACGUGGAGAGGUACCAAGAAGUCAUGGGGAAGAAAGUUUGGGCCCUCGGGCCGCUCUCUCUCUGCAACAAAGAUGCAGCUGAUACGGCUGCUCGGGGGAAGGAGGCAUCCAUCGACAAGGAUCGAUGCUUGAGAUGGCUCGACUCGAUGAAGCCGAGGUCGGUAGUUUAUGUCAGUUUUGGUACCCUGACACAUGUGUCACCUUCCCAAAUCAUCGAGGUAGGAGCCGGCCUGGAGGCUUCAAACCAUCCAUUCAUUUGGGUAAUCAAAGAAGUCGAGAGCUCGCCAGAAGUGGAGAUAUGGCUGUCGGGGGGGUUCGAAGGGAGGACGAGUGCGAGGGGUCUUAUCAUAAAGGGGUGGGCGCCCCAGGUGAUGAUCCUCUCUCACCCUGCGGUUGGAGGAUUCCUGACACAUUGCGGGUGGAACUCAUCGAUGGAAGCCAUCUCGGCAGGGGUGCCAAUGAUAACGUGGCCCUUCUUUGGAGAUCAGUUUCUCAAUGAGAGGUUGAUCGUGGAUGCUCUGAGAACCGGAAUCAUGGCUGGGGUCAAAAAUCCCUGGAUCUGGGGGACUGUUAGCAACGAAGCGUCUGUGAAGAGAGAUGGUGUAGAGAAGGCAGUGCGCAGCUUGAUGGAUGUAGGGGAGGAGAGGCAACGGAGAAGGGAAAGAGCUACGGAACUAGGAGAGAAGGCCAGGAAGGCUGUGGAGGAAGGAGGAUCGUCGUAUGCAAACAUGACGCUCUUGAUCGAGUACGUACGCGACAAGCUGCAGCAGUCUCGCAACCCUCUUGGUUCUUCCGACCACUAGAGCUUCGAGCAUUCCUGCUGCAGCUCUCUAAUCCUAAUCGCCGUUGUUCCCUACUCCAUGUUCCUGUAUCCAUGUCUAUGAACUUGCCGGCUUUAUUUGCGCUGCGUACUGUAUCUGAAUUAUUUCGUGCGAGAAUACGGCAUUACUUAAAAUUCAGUAGUACAUCAAUACAACCAAAACAAUAUACUUGA